Achroia grisella is the source of this 1196-nucleotide messenger RNA. Its product is annotated as galectin-7-like. The coding region runs from base 209 to 985 and encodes 258 amino acids. Gene Ontology annotation, molecular function: carbohydrate binding; galactoside binding. The transcript has 8 exons. NCBI's taxonomy places the organism in Eukaryota, Metazoa, Arthropoda, Insecta, Lepidoptera, Pyralidae. The record is from RefSeq and is a predicted model, not a curated record.
CAUAUGACGUACCGGAUGACGCAUAACGAUUCGUAAUUUAUAUUUUCUUAUUUAAUUUCCUGAUUUUCAAACAUUCGUUUCUCGUUUGUAAAUCGUUGAACCGCAUUUACAAUAGUUUUAAAUCUAAGUAUAACUAUUUAAAAUCGUUGUACAGACAUUAUUUUGUAUAUUUGAAGUUUUAUUUGGUGGAAACUUCUAGAAAACUACAAUGACUGCACCGCCGAUCUACAAUCCUAUCAUACCCUGCGUACACCCGAUCCCUGGGGGCAUUUUUCCCGGUCGCAUGCUCCGGUUCCAGGGCAACACACCCCCUGGUGCUCAAAGGUUCGCCAUAAAUCUGCAGUGUGGCCCCAACACUGACCCUCGCGAUGACAUCGCCAUCCACCUCAACUUCCGGUUUGUGGAGAUGUGCGUGGUGAGGAACCACCUCACGGCCAUGGACUGGGGGGUGGAGGAGUUGGGCGGCGGGCUGCCGGUCGCCAGGGGUGACCAGUUCGAGGUUCUGUUGCUGUGCGAGCCGCAGUCGUUCAAGAUCGCUAUAAACGGCGUCCACUUCACGGAGUUCAUGCACCGCGUGCCGUUCUCCAGGAUCUCCCACCUGACGGUGGAUGGUGACGUGUCCGUACAGUUCAUAGGCUUCGAGGGUGCGCAGCCAGCACCACAGCAGAUGUACAUGGCGGACCCUCCCGCGUACGGGUCGUACGGCGCUCCACCGCCGGCGUACGGAGCCCCAGGCUACGGAGCACCGCAAGCCUACACUGCAGGAGCGCCAUAUGACACAAAUGCAACGUAUGUGACGCAACAAAGGAGAGGUCUCAGCACGGGCGCCGCUGUCGGGCUUGGUGUGGGGGCGUUGGCGGCCGGCGGUCUUGCUGGGUACGCACUCGGCGGCGGGUUCAGCAGUGACAGCCCGCCAAGAGAGGAGGUCAACGUAGUUGAAUUCUCAGAGAGCGCAGACUUUGGCGGUGAUGACUGGAUGGACUGAAACAGAAGACGCUACCUUCAUCACCAUAUUGUACUCAUCAUUGUCGCCAAGGACAUGUACUUUGUAUUCAUCAAUAAUAGCCAAGCUUGCUUUAUUCAGAACAAAAUACCAUUUCUAUGUAUGUACAAGUAAGUUAUCACAUAUUUUUUAGAAGCUCUAGACUUGUUUUUAAAUAAAUUAACUCCACAUGUUCAGUCUCGCCUCACUUAUA